This is a messenger RNA of Lynx canadensis (Canada lynx), 2922 nucleotides long. It is a transcript of the gene LRRC8B, whose product is annotated as leucine rich repeat containing 8 VRAC subunit B. The transcript is spliced from 6 exons. The coding region runs from base 336 to 2747 and encodes 803 amino acids. NCBI's taxonomy places the organism in Eukaryota, Metazoa, Chordata, Mammalia, Carnivora, Felidae. The record is from RefSeq and is a predicted model, not a curated record. Gene Ontology annotation, molecular function: protein binding.
AGGAAUUUUUCAAAUAGAAACUAAUUGCAGAGUUUCCAGUUGACCACCAUUCAUAGGAUGAAGGUAUAGAUCCUUUGAUGUCUUCAGUAUAUCCGCAUAGCCCUGCUGAUCCGCUGAGUUGACUGAAGUCUCAAAACUACAACUAAAUUUGGAAAGGGUGUUUGUCACUUGAAAAUUACUCCACUGACAAGAUCUGAAGUAACUGAAUGAAGACAAACACAGAGAUGGUGUGUCUAAGAAAUUUCAAAAGGUGUCGGCCUCCUGAUUGAAGCACAGUCAACUUAUUGGAUUCAUUUUUUUUUUCAUCCAUUUCCGUACUCCUACAAGGGAAAGUCAUGAUUACGCUAACAGAGCUGAAAUGUUUAGCAGAUGCCCAGUCAUCUUAUCACAUCCUAAAACCAUGGUGGGACGUCUUCUGGUAUUACAUUACCCUGAUCAUGCUGCUGGUGGCCGUGCUGGCCGGAGCUCUCCAGCUUACACAGAGCAGGGUUCUGUGCUGUCUUCCAUGUAAGGUGGAAUUUGACAAUCACUGUGCCGUGCCUUGGGACCUCCUGAAAGCCAGCGCAAACACAUCCUCUGAUCCUGGGACACCGCUCCCACUUCCCCUCAGAAUCCAGAAUGACCUCCACCGACAGCAGUACUCCUACAUCGAUGCUGUCUGUUACGAGAAACAGCUCCAUUGGUUCGCCAAGUUUUUCCCCUACCUGGUGCUCUUGCACACACUCAUCUUUGCAGCCUGCAGCAACUUUUGGCUUCACUACCCGAGUACCAGCUCCAGGCUCGAGCAUUUUGUGGCCAUCCUUCACAAGUGCUUCGACUCCCCGUGGACCACGCGUGCCCUGUCCGAAACAGUGGCCGAGCAGUCGGUGAGGCCCCUGACACUCUCCAAGUCCAAGGUUCUGCUUUCGUCCUCAGGGUGUUCAGCCGACGUCGAUUCCAGCAAGCAGUCAUUGCCCUACCCACAGCCUGGCUUGGAGUCGGCCAGCAUAGAAAGCCCAACUUCUAGCGUCCUGGACAAGAAGGAGGGCGAACAGGCCAAAGCCAUCUUUGAAAAAGUGAAAAGGUUCCGCAUGCACGUGGAGCAGAAGGACAUCAUUUAUAGAGUGUAUCUGAAGCAGAUCAUAGUGAAAGUCAUUUUGUUCAUCCUCAUCAUAACUUAUGUUCCAUAUUUCCUAACCUACAUCACUCUGGAAAUCGACUGUUCCAUUGACGUGCAGGCUUUUACGGGAUACAAGCGCUACCAGUGUGUCUACUCCUUGGCAGAAAUAUUCAAGGUCCUGGCUUCAUUUUAUGUCAUUUUGGUUAUACUUUACGGUCUCACCUCCUCUUACAGCUUGUGGUGGAUGCUGAGGAGUUCUCUGAAGCAAUAUUCCUUUGAGGCGUUGAGAGAGAAAAGCAACUACAGCGAUAUCCCUGACGUCAAGAAUGACUUCGCCUUCAUCCUCCAUCUGGCCGAUCAAUAUGAUCCUCUUUAUUCCAAACGCUUCUCCAUAUUCCUCUCGGAGGUCAGUGAGAACAAACUAAAACAGAUCAACCUCAAUAAUGAAUGGACGGUUGAGAAACUGAAAAGUAAGCUUGUGAAAAAUUCCCAGGACAAGGUAGAACUGCACCUUUUUAUGCUAAAUGGUCUUCCAGACAACGUCUUUGAGCUGACAGAAAUCGAAGUGCUCAGCCUGGAGCUUAUCCCGGAGGUCAAGCUGCCCUCCACAGUCUCGCAGCUGGUCAACCUCAAGGAGCUUCAUGUGUACCAUUCAUCCCUGGUGGUAGACCACCCAGCGCUGGGCUUUCUGGAGGAGAAUUUAAAAAUCCUCCGCCUGAAAUUUACUGAAAUGGGGAAGAUCCCACGCUGGGUAUUUCACCUGAGGAAUCUCAAAGAACUUUAUCUGUCGGGCUGUGUUCUACCUGAGCAGUUGAGUACCAUGCAAUUGGAGGGCUUUCAGGACUUAAAAAACCUGAGGACCCUCUACUUGAAGAGCAGCCUCUCCCGGAUCCCUCAAGUCAUUACAGACCUCCUGCCUUCUCUGCAGAAGUUAUCCCUUGAUAAUGAGGGAAGCAAGCUGGUUGUGUUGAACAACUUGAAAAAGAUGGUCAAUCUGAAAAGCCUAGAGCUUAUCAGCUGUGACCUGGAACGCAUCCCACACUCCAUUUUCAGUCUGAACAAUUUGCAUGAGUUAGACCUAAAAGAAAAUAACCUUAAAACCGUGGAAGAGAUCAUUAGCUUUCAGCAUCUCCAGAACCUUUCCUGCUUAAAGUUGUGGCACAAUAACAUUGCUUAUAUUCCUGCCCAGAUUGGGGCACUAUCUAAUCUAGAGCAGCUCUCUUUGAACCAUAAUAAUAUUGAGAAUCUGCCCCUACAGCUUUUCCUAUGCACCAAACUACAUUAUUUGGAUCUAAGCUAUAACCAUCUGACCUUCAUUCCAGAAGAAAUCCAGUAUCUGAGUAAUUUGCAGUACUUUGCCGUGACCAACAACAAUAUUGAGAUGCUACCAGAUGGGCUGUUUCAGUGCAAAAAGCUGCAGUGUUUACUUUUGGGGAAAAAUAGCCUGAUGAGUUUGUCCCCUCACGUGGGUGAGCUGUCGAACCUUACUCAUCUGGAGCUCAUUGGUAAUUACCUGGAAACACUCCCUCCUGAACUAGAAGGGUGUCAGUCCCUAAAACGGAGCUGUCUGAUUGUCGAGGAGAAUUUGCUCAACACUCUUCCUCUCCCUGUAACAGAACGCUUGCAGACGUGCUUAGAUAAAUGUUGACCGAAAGGGGAAAUACCUUUUAAAUGUUUGCCCCAGGGCUUUAAACGAGAGCUAAAAUUUCCUAAGUUAUAACGAUGAAAAAUGGGUAAUAAUUAUGACUAACUAUAACCAGAUGUCUUUAAAGCAACUCAGUGUCUAGCCCUACAUUAAACAGGUAAAAAGUGUUAACACUGAA